UAGGGCAGGGUAUCGUCGAGGCUUGGUUUUGGCAGCAGAGUUAUCGCGUCAGGAUUUGGGAUUGUAUUGCGAGCUUGCAGGAUAAUCGUUGCAGAUGGCUAUGACGACUCAGCUGGGUUCGGCGUUGCAUGCGCAGGGCUCAGAAUUGGGAGUUUUCCAGGGGUUUGGAAGGAACAAUGGAUACACAGUGGAACGGGCUGUGACCCAGGUGAACCCUGGAUGUGCUGUGAGCUCCAGGAGAUGUUUGGCUGUCACUGCUGAAAAUAAGUAUAAUAUUAGGGCUGCGAAGAAGGGCGCACCGCCUAUGAUGCCUGCCGUUCUCACCCCUUCCGGGCCCGUGGACUUGAGUACUCUUAUGUUUCGUAAUCGAAUUAUAUUCGUAGGAUCACCGGUGAAUUCUGAGGUGGCACAGUCGGUCGUUUCCAAGCUUUUGACCCUAGCAGCUAUCAACGAUGAGGAGGAGAUUAAAAUGUACAUCAAUUGUCCAGGUGGAAGCACUUAUUCAAUUAUGGCCAUAUAUGAUGCAAUGCAAUGGAUAAAGCCAGAUGUUAGCACUGUAUGCUUUGGUAUAGCUGCUAGCCAGGGCGCGUUGCUUCUUGCAGGAGGCAAGAAGGGCAAGCGUUUCGCAAUGCCAAAUGCUCGUAUUAUGAUUCAUCAACCGCAAGGAGGGUGUGGGGGAACUGCGGACGAUGUUAGAAGGCAAGUGAACGAAGUAAUGUCCUCUCGUGAUAAAAUAGACCAGAUGUAUUCUAUCUUCUGCAAUCAACCUUUGGAAAGAGUGCGGAAAUUUACAGAGCGAGAUUACUUUUUUUCUGCGGCCGAGGCAAUGGAUUUUGGACUCAUUGACGGUUUGUUGGAGACAGAAUUUUAAGGUUCAGUAAUGGCCUUUGCCCAACCGUCAUUGCAGAGUCUUUGUAAUGUGGUCUUAAUUGAAUCUGGUGGCAGUUGGAGGCUGCGAGAGUUCCAUAUCAGAGCAGGAGUAAAGAAGCAAUUCUUGAUUUCUGCUCUAGGCCAUGUAUUGUAUUGGACAUGAAUCUCUUGGGAAAACGUGUAACACUGGAAUUGCAUGGAAGAAUUAGUUGUAUUUGGAAAGGUCUUUUUCCAUUGGUUUUUGUACUACAUUAAAGACUAACAAUAUCCUUUUCAUAACCUUUUAUUAUUUC
This is a messenger RNA of Physcomitrium patens, 1163 nucleotides long. RefSeq names its product ATP-dependent Clp protease proteolytic subunit 6, chloroplastic. Gene Ontology annotation, cellular component: endopeptidase Clp complex. NCBI's taxonomy places the organism in Eukaryota, Viridiplantae, Streptophyta, Bryopsida, Funariales, Funariaceae. The record is from RefSeq and is a predicted model, not a curated record. Gene Ontology annotation, molecular function: serine-type endopeptidase activity; ATPase binding; ATP-dependent peptidase activity. Gene Ontology annotation, biological process: protein quality control for misfolded or incompletely synthesized proteins.